GGGAUGGGCUGCGGGGGCAGCAGGAAGGUGGUGCCUGAGCUGCCCGCGCCGGCCAGCGUCCAGCGAAAGGGCCACGGCCAAGGCCGCCCGGGUCCCGGGCCUGAGGCAGCGGCCCAGGCGGCUCAGAGCAUUCAGCUGGCUCACUUCCGAGCCAGGUUCCACCAGCGGGUCCUUGCCAGAUAUGACGUCCAGGCUCUCAUUGGGACAGGCAGUUUCAGCAAGGUUGUCAGGGUGGAGCAGAGUACCAGGAAACCUUUUGCAAUAAAAGUGAUGGAAACCAGAUUGAGAGAAGGCCGAGAAGAGUGUGAGGCUGAGCUCCAUGUCCUCAGACGGGUUAGUCACCCUUAUAUUGUGCAGCUCAUGGAGAUCUUUGAGGCCCAGGACCGAGUUUACCUGGUGAUGGAGCUGGCUACUGGAGGGGAGCUUCUAGAGAGACUUAUUGUCCAGGGAUCCUUCACGGAGCGGGAUGCUGUCAGAAUCCUCUGCAUGGUUGCUGAUGGGAUUAGAUAUUUGCAUGCUUUGCGAAUAACACACAGAGACCUAAAGCCUGAAAAUCUCUUAUACUAUCAUCCAGGUGCAGAGUCCAAAAUUUUAAUCACAGAUUUUGGGUUUGCACACUCUGGGAACACAAAUGGCGACUGGAUGAUAAGGAUGCUCCGUGGGACCCCAGAGUACAUAGCCCCUGAAGUUUUGCUAAGGAAACCUUAUACCAGUGCUGUGGACAUGUGGGCUCUGGGUGUAAUCACCUAUGUUUUACUUAGUGGAUCUCUGCCUUUUGAUGACGAAAGCCAUACAGAGCUUUACAGGAAGAUUCUGAAAGGCAAAUAUAAUUAUACAGGAGAGCCUUGGCCAAGUAUUUCUCACUUGGCGAAGGACUUUAUUGACAAACUGCUGAUUUUGGAGGCUAGUCAUCGAAUGUCAGCUGGCCAAGCGCUGGAUCAUCCCUGGGUGAUCACCAUGACUACAGGGGCUUCAGUGAAGAAUCUCCAGAGAGCCAUUUCCAGGAACCUCAUGCGGAGAGCGUCUCCCCACUCUCAUAGUCCUGGAUCUUCUCAGUCAUCGAAGUCAUGUUAUUCUCACAAAUCAAAACGUAUGUGGGGCAAAAGAAGCUUAAAGACAGCAGAAACAUCUCUAUCUGCACUUUUGUAAGCAGAUGACCUCUAGAAUCAUUUUAUCUAAUUUUAAGCCUGAUCUGCUAACUUCACUAAUAACAUUAGGUCAAGAGUGACCAUUUCAUCAUGAUUAGGGCAGCCUAAAUAUCCAAGGACUUGGGAGCAUGUCAUUACUUUGGAAUAACAUUGACCUUUACUUUUUUGUGGGUUAUGCUUAGUCCUGGGGCUUGAACUCAGGGCCUCAUGCAUACUAAGUGAGUACCUAGUACUGAGAUAUGUACACCUCAUCCCUUUUAGUUUUAUUUUUGAGAUAGAACUGCAGCACAGGCUGGCUUCAAACUUUUGAUCUUUCUGCCUUGGCCUCCCAAGUACAUGGGAUUACAUGCAUGCUCCAUUGUGCCUGGCUUUAUUUAUCUUUACUUUCAACAUUGUUUGGCUUCUCAUUUUUCCUGGACCUGUAUUUAUUUCCUAAAAUUAUACUGCUGCAAAAGAUUAAUAGUGUAGUAAAUGCCAUGUACAUUUAGAUUACUGGAAAUAGUAGAUAAAAAAAUCUCUCAAGUUUGGAAUGGACCAAAUAAAAUAUGAUGCUUUAA
This is a messenger RNA of Heterocephalus glaber (naked mole-rat), 1705 nucleotides long. RefSeq names its product protein serine kinase H2 (gene Pskh2). Lineage: Eukaryota; Metazoa; Chordata; Mammalia; Rodentia; Bathyergidae. The record is from RefSeq and is a predicted model, not a curated record. Gene Ontology annotation, molecular function: protein kinase activity; ATP binding. Gene Ontology annotation, biological process: protein phosphorylation.